GCGUGCCUUCUGCCAUGACGCACCAUAAAAACUGGCGCGCGUGCGAACUUCUCCCUGCGUGGCCGCCGCGUGCGCACGUCGCGUGAGAUCGAUCCCCCCCCCCCCCCCAUCCCUUCGUCCUCGCGUGCCCGUCAGCCGCGAGCCCCCUUCCUCUUCUUCUUGUUCUCCGUCCCGCUGUCACCGCUGAUGACGUCAUAGUUCCUCUGCGCACCGCGGCUCUCGGAGUGAAACUCUGCAGAAACAUCUGGAUCUGAACUUGGAGAACUUUGUCCAACAGCAGCGCGCGCUUUGCUGAGGAGAGAGAUGGAGAUCUAGCGGAUGCAUGGAGGAGAGCAGCCCGAGGAUGACCGGAGCACCGGAGCUUCCGGUCAACAUCUCCCCGGCAGUGGCUGCCCACGCAGAGGGAGAGGAGAUCGAGGUGUUGGAGAGCACCGAGGUCCUUCCAGAAGAAGCAUGGAAGCUUCUGUUUGAAAAGUACGACCCAGAAAAUACGGGCUGCAUCAGUGCGGAGCAGUUCAGGGACCUGCUCGCCACUCACGGCUCUGAACUGGACCCCCACAAACUGGAGGUGCUGCUGGCUCUGGCUGAUGGAAACGCCGAUGGAAAGAUCUGCUACCAGGACCUGGUCAACCUGAUGAGCAACAAACGCUCCAACAGUUUCCGGCGGGCCAUCCUGCAGGGCAGCCGGCAGCUGAAAGGCUGCAGCCUCAGAGAUGAGGUGGGUUUGGGUCUUUCCCAGCGGCUAGUUCGUCACGUCGCCUACGAAACGCUGCCCCGCGAAGUCGACCGCAAGUGGUACUUUGACAGCUACACGUACUGCCCCCCCCCCUGGUUCAUUCUGGCUAUCACCAUCGCAGAGGUAGCAGUCUUCAUGUUUUAUGGCAUCCAGCUGGAUCGCUUAGUCCUGCAGGUGUCCAGCCCGGCCUUCCUAAAGAGCCCACUACCCUACCACCCCCAGCUCCGAGCCCAGGCCUGGAGGUUCCUCAGCUACGUUUUCAUGCACACCGGGAUCGAACACCUGAGCCUGAACAUGGCCAUGCAGCUGCUGGUUGGAGUGCCUCUUGAAAUGGUCCAUGGGGCCCAGAGGAUCGGCCUGAUCUACGUCUGCGGGGUGCUGGCAGGAUCUCUGGCCGUGUCGGUCGCUGACAUGACGGCUCCGGUGGUGGGAUCAUCCGGUGGAGUCUACGCCCUGGUCUCAGCACAUUUGGCCAAUGUAGUAAUGAACUGGUCAGGAAUGAAGUGUCAGUUCAAGUUAUUCCGAAUGGCCAUGGCUCUGGUCUGCAUGAGCGUAGAGUUUGGCCGCGCUGUGUGGCUGCGGUUCUACCCUCCAGCCUUGCCCUCCUGCCCCAACCCCAGCUUUGUAGCUCACUUGGGGGGGGUCCUGGUGGGCCUGACCCUGGGGGUGGUGGUCCUGCAGAACUACGAGCAGCGGCUUCAGGAGCAGUCCCUGUUCUGGAUAUUUUUCUGCGUCUACACCUUGUUUGUGCUCUGUGCCGUCUUCUGGAACGUUUUUGCCUACAGCCUGCUGGACGUGCGGAUCCCGCCGGCGCCGUGAGCUGUCAUUAAAGAUGGCCGCCGGCUGGAUGGUUCACCUGAGCCUCAUCUGUUGGUGUGAGACGUCCCACAGCCUGCUACCAGUUCCACUAACGCUAGCCUUAGCAUUGAAGCUGCACUCCACCUGCUCCUGGUCUGUCUGCUGGCUGUUUCUGGGACUCUGGACGAUGCAACAUCAGCAAAGAAGAAGCCGCUGAUUUAACAGCAUUGCUUUACCUCUGCUGCCUAUAACUCCUCAGGUGCCUUCUCAUGAAGACAUCACCUGCUGAAAGUCUCUCUGCACAUCUGGCUCCUGGUCGGACUGCCGGCAGCUUCAGUCAUCCUGUUUUUGGAUCAUUUAUUAAAAUUCUUUUAAAUGGAAAAAAUGGUUUAAUCUUUAGAUAAACUUUCAGUGGAAACAGAUACUAAUAACAACAAGUCAGUCACCUUCAAAAGUUACUGUUCAGUAUUACCUUCAGAAUGCAAAUAAAGGCAUAAAGGAAUCAUUUAAAGGAAAAGUCGCUCAUAUUCAGAAUCCAAACUUCUGAAAGUUCUUUAAUCUGAAAUGAUUCCAUCCUGUUCAAUAAAUGAUCAGUGUUUUUAAUUCAGAGUCAUUUUCAUGUG
Cyprinodon variegatus (sheepshead minnow) is the source of this 2157-nucleotide messenger RNA. RefSeq names its product rhomboid, veinlet-like 3 (Drosophila) (gene rhbdl3). The record is from RefSeq and is a predicted model, not a curated record. Gene Ontology annotation, molecular function: calcium ion binding; serine-type endopeptidase activity. NCBI's taxonomy places the organism in Eukaryota, Metazoa, Chordata, Actinopteri, Cyprinodontiformes, Cyprinodontidae. The transcript is spliced from 9 exons. Gene Ontology annotation, cellular component: membrane. The coding region runs from base 323 to 1555 and encodes 410 amino acids.